GCUCGCAUUCCCAUUUUAUCGCUCGUGCGGUGCGCAUCGGGCUGGUCGUCGUCGUGUGGCGCAAGUGAAUCGAGUGCUGUAGAUCGUGGUAGUAGUCUCCUAGUACAUGUGAGAGUGACCGGCUCUAUCGUCCGUGUGCGUGCUUAUGAGGUUCUGUUUUUUGCGUUGUAAAGAAACACGUGUUCUUGUGGAAGAUUUGGAAAGAAAAGCACGGGGAAAGAAGCUCUGUGUGUAGUAUUAUCGUGAAAGGAAUUAUUCUGCUACGGGGUGAGUUUGAGUCGGUUGCGCCCGGUGGUUUGCAGUUCACCCGCACAGUGAAAUACACACCUACGCAUCUUAUCAAUUUGUUUAACCAGCCCCCACCAAAAUGGCUCUUUCAACGAGUGCAAAUUUUAUCAAAUAUUUAUUAUUUCUGUUUAACUUUUUCUUUGCGAUCACGGGUGUGAUCAUAAUGGCGGUUGGCUUAACCGUGCAAGGCGCUUAUCACAACUUCCGCGACAUUCUCGACGCAAAGUUCUUCAGCAUUCCCACCUUUCUGGUGGUGAUUGGAUCGUUCAUCUUUGUGAUUGCCUUUUUCGGGUGCUGCGGCGCUUACAAGGAAAACUACUGCAUGACCCUAACGUUUUCCGUUCUGCUGAUCUUGAUCUUUAUACUGGAACUGGCGGCCGGUAUCAGUGGGUACGUGCUGCGCAAUGACACCCGCGAACUCGUGAGCAAUGCACUGAACUCAUCGAUGAAGAGCUAUGGAGGCGAGAACGCUGGUGACAUUACGCUGGUUUGGGACGAGAUUCAGGUUGAUUUCGAUUGCUGCGGUGUGUACAACAGUUCCGACUGGGGACGUGCUAACGCGGCGAAAUUCAAUGAAACUUUCCUACCGAUGACUUGCUGCCGGCAGCAGACGGGUGCCGUCGGAUAUGUUGCUUGCCCGGAUCCCACCAGUGCUACGCUGCGCAAAACGGGAUGUAUCGAUUCGUUCGGUGAUUUCAUCAAGGCACACGCCGUAAGCCUAGGUGCUGCUGGAAUAGCACUGGCAGUGAUUCAGUUCUUUGGAAUUCUCUUUGCAUGCUAUCUGGCCAAGCAAAUCAAACUGCAAGGUGUCAGCAGCUAUUAAGGAUUGAAGUGUCCUAUCGUGUUACGGUGUAUUUUUGAACUCAUAAAAUGUUUGAAUUCUUGCUUCGAAAGGAUCCAUUGUACACACGCAAAACAUGCAAAUAUACUGUAACCAAGUUAUCUAGAUAAUAGA
Messenger RNA from Anopheles arabiensis, 1243 nucleotides. RefSeq names its product CD63 antigen. NCBI's taxonomy places the organism in Eukaryota, Metazoa, Arthropoda, Insecta, Diptera, Culicidae. The record is from RefSeq and is a predicted model, not a curated record. The transcript has 7 exons. Bases 368 to 1111 code for a protein of 247 amino acids. Gene Ontology annotation, cellular component: membrane.